AUUGCAUUGCAUUGCAUGUUAUAAUUCAAGAUUUUCUUCAUCUUAACUUAUUAUACCUAUUCAUUCUGAUUCUCGAUCCACGCCUUAAUUGCAGGCUGCAGAUGAAUCAACAAUUCAUUCUGUGUUAACUUCCCAAAUAUUUUAAUAAUAAUGCACCAACCUAAGGUAAUGGAAAGAAAUGAAAAUCACAUAGAAGAGGCAGUUAUGGAAAAAAUUGACAUAAUGAAUGAGAAGAAAAGAGGAGGCACAAAAGCUGCAACCCUGUUGCUUGUGAAUCAGGCAUUAGCUACUUUAGCUUUCUAUGGAGUUGGUGUGAACUUGGUUCUGUUCCUCACUAGAGUUCUUGGUCAAGACAAUGCUGAAGCUGCUAAUAAUGUGAGCAAAUGGACAGGAACAGUUUACAUGUUCUCAUUGAUUGGAGCAUUUCUCAGUGACUCUUAUUGGGGUCGUUACUUAACUUGCACAAUCUUUCAACUCUUCUUUGUUCUGGGGUUGGCACUGUCUACUUUGUCAUCAUGGCGUUUCUUGAUUAACCCAAGUGGUUGUGGUGAUGAACACACUCCUUGUAAACCAACAUCAUCAAUUGGAGUAUACAUUUUCUACUUGUCUAUAUAUUUAGUUGCAUUUGGUUAUGGAGGACAUCAACCAACUUUAGCAACAUUUGGUGCUGACCAAUAUGAUGAGAAAAAUCCAAAAGAGAGGGGUUUAAAAGUAGCUUUCUUUUGUUAUUUUUACUUUUCACUCAAUCUUGGAUCUUUGUUCUCCAAUACUGUGUUAGUGUAUUAUGAGGAUACAGGGAAGUGGACAAUGGGUUUCUUUGUAUCAUUGAUCUCUGCUGUGGUAGCACUUUUGUGUUUCUUAUCAGGAUCUCCAAGAUAUAGAUAUUUUAAGCCAUCAGGAAACCCUGUGGCAAGGAUUGCACAGGUAUUUACCAUUGUUGUUAGGAAAUGGAAUGUUGUUCCUGCUAAGCCAGACAAACUUUUUGAGGUCAAUGGCUCCAAAUCUGCCAUAAAAGGUUGUAGAAAAAUCCUGCACAGUGAUGAUUUGAAAUUCAUGGACAAAGCAGCAACAAUUACAGAGAAUGAUGAUGAGAAUAGUAGAAACAAUCCAUGGAGGCUUUGCACUGUGACACAAGUUGAGGAAACGAAAUGCAUUUUAAGAAUGCUACCAGUUUGGCUAUGCACUAUAACAUACUCAAUUGUAUUUACACAAAUGGCUUCACUAUUUGUUGAGCAAGGAGAUGCAAUGAACUCCAGAAUAGGAGAAUUUCGUUUACCAGCAGCAAGUAUGUCUGCAUUUGAUAUCUGUAGUGUCCUUGUAUUCACAGGAGUUUAUCGCCAAAUCCUUGUUCCAGUAGUUGGAAGAUUGAGUGGUAAUCCAAAAGGACUUACUGAGCUUCAAAGAAUGGGAAUUGGCUUAAUAUUUGGAAUGUUGUCAAUGGUUGCAUCAGGUAUGACAGAGAUUGCAAGGCUGAGACAUAUUAUUCCAGGACAAAAGAGUAGUUCAAUGAGCAUAUUCUAUCAAAUUCCACAGUAUGUUUUGGUUGGUGCUUCAGAGGUUUUCAUGUAUGUUGGUCAAUUGGAGUUCUUUAAUGGACAAGCUCCAGAUGGUUUAAAAAGUUUUGGGAGUUCACUUUGUAUGGCUUCAAUGUCACUUGGAAACUAUAUGAGUAGCAUGCUGGUGAACGUGAUUAUGAGAAUCACUGCAAGAGGACAUGACAAAGGUUGGAUUCCAGAUAACCUUAACACAGGACACAUGGAUAGGUUUUUCUUCCUACUUGCAGGAAUAGUUGCUUUUGAUUUUGUGUUAUACUUGUUCUGUGCUAAAUGGUACAAGAGUAUCAGUGUUGAGGGUGGUCAAGAGGAGCUAGUUGAUGAUGUUAAUUGUAAAGUUUGAAAGUUGUUUCAAUGACAAAAGAUUGUCUCUACUUGUAUAAUCAAGUUGGCAUCCAAUGGCCCAGCAUAAGUGGAUUUCAGCUGAUUUAAGUCUCACCACUCACCAUUGAUCGUGUACAUUAAUUCCAUUCAUAGUUUUAUGAUAUAUGAGUAGCAUGUGGCAUCUGAUUUAUGUAAAGUUAAUAAUAAAGUUGGAUAUAUUUCUGCUUUACCAGAUAAAUAAUUAUUCCACUAAUUAAUGUUUCAUUGAAGUAACAAAAUGAGAUGGAGAGCUUUGUUA
Molecule: messenger RNA, 2175 nt
Organism: Cicer arietinum (chickpea)
Lineage: Eukaryota; Viridiplantae; Streptophyta; Magnoliopsida; Fabales; Fabaceae
Product: protein NRT1/ PTR FAMILY 7.1-like
Biological process (GO): transmembrane transport
Cellular component (GO): membrane
Molecular function (GO): transmembrane transporter activity
Source: RefSeq, a predicted model, not a curated record